CCCCCAACCCAGGAGGUGUGAGGCGAACGUGCUAACCACUAAGCCACCGUGCCCCCCUAGAAAUUGUAAUUUCCUUACUUAUAGUAGAGAACAUCACUGCACAGAAAUGCAUAUACUGUAGUUUUACAGUCGGAAGGACAGCCACGUGUCCGUCUCGUCUCGUUUAGACCGUCCGAACGCCGGAACCCUACGUGCAAGUAGCGAGUAUAUUAGUGCUCAUCGGAGUCAUAUUCACGUGUCAUAUUCAAGCAUCAAGAAGGUCAACAACACAAUAAAAAGCAAUAAACCCGUAGGGCGGAGGCGUAUAAUCAAAACGCACACAGAAGGCAGAUGACACAGAGGGUUAGGAAGACAUAAAGAACCAAGAAAAAGCAAUACCAUGGAUUUGCUAUUUCACUUCAGGAAUUAUGAGUCUUCGGAUUGCAAAGCAGGUUCGGCAAUAACGACGAUGAAAAAGAUGACAGCGGUGGUGCCACGAUUUAACAACCCCCUCUGCGAAUGAGAAGUGUUGGAUGCUAUUAAACCCAGGACCGACUGCGUUGUGAGGAUGUUCAGAUGCUUUAAAAGGUUGUAGAAUUUCAGUCCUCCACCAGGCAGCAUCACUGGGGAGGGAAAAACGGCAUAUAUAAAGCCUCAAGCCUCAAGACUUUAUUAGUUCAGCAGGCCAUAACAACGGAACCAUGUAGAAGAUUUUUCUGCUUAUAACUGUUGUGGGUUAGCUAUCUAGUUCCUUUUUAAGGUUUAUUUAUGUCUUUAUUUCUUUUUCUAAAUUAAAUUUCUGAACCAGACUGCCAAGUAAAAAUGGUUCUGCAAACAUCCCCCUACCCAAGUGCCUAUCUGAGCUUUCUCAGCAACCUGUCUUGGGCCCUGGUUUUCCCCUGUUACUGGAUGUUAGACAGGCUCCUUGCUUCAUGUGUAGCCACAUCACUUGAAAAGCGUAGGCGCUCACAGGACCCCUGCUCUUUCCUGGCCCUUGGAAUGUUAAUUUCAACACCACUGUACCUAGUAUUGCUCCUGGCCUCACUACCAUUUGCACUGCUGGGAUUCCUGGUCUGGGCACCUCUGCAGGCAUCCCGGCACCCGUAUAUCUAUUCAUACCGCAAACCAGACACAAACCGGGCUGAACAUGGAACCGUUGCAGGAUCUGGGGCGGGAAUAAGUGAAUGGCGCCCACAGGGCCGCAGUUUUUGCUUCGGCAGCGCCAACGUGUGCCUUCUACCGGAUUCGCUGGCUCGCUUUAACAACUUGGCAGACACACAGCGCAGGGCCCGAGAAGUGGGUAAGCGCAUCCGUAAUGGUGCGAGUCGACCACAGAUCAAGAUCUACAUUGAUUCUCCAACAAACACCUCAAUUAGUGCUGUAUCCUUCUGCAGCGUGGCCACCCAAGGAUUCCGAAGAACAUCGUCACUAGACCACCGUCCAGAACCAACAACAGUAAGUGAUGGUGACAGUGAUCCUGCUGCAGAGUGUCCUGUGCAUUCAUCUGGUGGAACGAAUACGGACUGUCCCGUUCAUAACGUGCAAAGUGUUCCUGAAUGUCCAUUGCACUCUAAUGGGGAAGAAGCACCGUCAGAUUGUCCGAUCCACCAACUGGCAGAUAUGCAGGCAUCCAGUGAUUGUCCAGUCCACUCCACCACAGUGGUCACAAACUCAGAAGAUUGUCCCUUGCAUCCAUCUGGGGUCCAAAUCAGUAUCACAUCGCCUGACCCUGAGCCUUCUGAGGCUGAAGACCAAAAUCAUCGACCCAGUGAGGGAGACAUAGGCAGCAUGCACAGUCGCACUGCCUCCCGCGAGUCCUUGACCCGUUUCCAUGGUGCCACAGAUGGAGGAAUCCCAUCCAACAAUACACUCUCACAGCACCGUACCUCUCUCUUCAAAAGGCCCGUAGGCCGCAAGCGUCGGCACGGGGACGAUGGAUUUGACCAUGAGAUCUCAGCCUUUUUUCCUGCCAAUUUGGAUUUCCUGUGCCUGCAGGAAGUGUUUGACAGAAGGGCAACGGAACGGCUGUGCGGGCAGCUGCACCGAUAUUUCCCGUACAUCCUGAGUGACGUCGGACGCUAUGGCUGGAAGGGUUGCUGCUCAAGAUUCAAGUUCCUAAACAGUGGUCUUCUCUUGGCCAGUCGCUACCCCAUCCUAGAUGCACAUUACGAGUGUUACCCUAACGGCCGCGCAGAGGAUGCCCUCGCUUCCAAAGGUGUGCUCUAUGCCAAGGUCCAGGUGGGCACCUCGCAUCAGGAGCAGAGGAUUGUGGGAUACAUCACCUGCACUCACCUUCAUGCUAUAGAAGGCGACGCGUCGGUGCGCUGUGAGCAGUUGGAUCUGCUCCUGCAGUGGGGCACUGAGUUUAGGAGGGUCACGUCUCAAUCCGCAGGUCAGGAGAAAGGUAUGGAGGACCAGGUCGCCUUCGAUGUCAUCCUCGGAGACCUCAACUUCGAUAACUGCUCCUCGGAGGAUAAGUUGGAGCAGCAGCACGCUAUUUUUACUCAGUACAGAGAUCCGUGCCGUCUGGGACCAGGAGAGGACAAACCGUGGGCUUUGGGUACCCUGCUGGACACCAGUGGUUUGUAUGAUGAAGAAGUCAGUUCACCAGAGAGCUUACAAAAGGUGAUGGAAAAUGAAGAAGGCAGGAAGGAGUACUUGGUUUUCCCGACCAGUAAGAACCAGUGUCCGAGUCAGAAGGGACGUAAGAUCCCACUGAAGGGAAACGGACGCAGGAUCGACUACAUCCUGUACAGAGAGGAAGGCCUGCACGCCGACUGGAAAAUGGACAUCGAGGAGUUCAGUUUCAUCACUCAGCUGGCCGGACUGACUGAUCACCUCUCCGUGUCGGCGCGACUCGCCGUGACUACAGGAGAGGAAGAGUCAUAAAUCCAGCUUCCUGUUACACAAAGCCACGUACAGAGAGAGAGAGCGAGAGAGAGCGAGAGAGAGCGAGAGAGAGGAAGCAGAACUAAGACCUUCCCAGUUGCAUAGUGGAAAAGGAAAUUAGUGUGUGACGUUUUAAAUCUUGCCUCAUCCUCAUCAUGGAGGCAAGGCGUCACACACACACCGACACACACAGACACACUCUCACUUACACCCACACACACACCCACACACACACCCACACACACAGACACACUCUCACUUAUACACACACACACACACACACACACAC
This is a messenger RNA of Tachysurus fulvidraco (yellow catfish), 3157 nucleotides long. It is a transcript of the gene smpd3, whose product is annotated as sphingomyelin phosphodiesterase 3. The record is from RefSeq and is a predicted model, not a curated record. Gene Ontology annotation, cellular component: extracellular region; cytoplasm. Gene Ontology annotation, molecular function: sphingomyelin phosphodiesterase activity. Gene Ontology annotation, biological process: sphingomyelin metabolic process. The coding region runs from base 802 to 2868 and encodes 688 amino acids. The transcript is spliced from 8 exons. NCBI's taxonomy places the organism in Eukaryota, Metazoa, Chordata, Actinopteri, Siluriformes, Bagridae.